Cavenderia fasciculata is the source of this 477-nucleotide messenger RNA. RefSeq lists its product as uncharacterized. The record is from RefSeq and is a predicted model, not a curated record. NCBI's taxonomy places the organism in Eukaryota, Evosea, Eumycetozoa, Acytosteliales, Cavenderiaceae. Bases 1 to 477 code for a protein of 158 amino acids. The transcript has 2 exons.
AUGAAAUCAGUUGUAUCAAAAUAUAUAGAACAAGGAAUAAAUUCCGGCCGAGAUCACCACGCUGCAUUCUCUCACCUACCUCGAUGUCUCGAGCAACAAUAUCAAGCAGAUCCCGCAUGCGAUCGGCCAGCUCAAGCAGCUGCGCAAUUUGCACGUGCAGCACAACAAGCUGCGUGUGUUGCCCGAGGACAUAGGCCUGUGCACGGCGCUGACGACCCUGCGCUUCAACAACAACACCCUCUCGCAUCUGCCGGCGUCCGUGGGCAAGCUGGCCGCGCUGACCGAGCUCUACGUGCAGGAGAACAGGCUCGUCACGCUGCCCACCGAGAUUGGCGAGUGUCGGGCACUGCGCAAGCUCAACCUCGAGUUCAACAAGAUCGCCAUCCUGCCCGCGCAGCUGCGUCAGCUGCACAACCUCAACCUCCUCUCCCUUCACGACAACGCGCUCGAGGAACUGCCCUCCUUUUUGCAAGUUGA